Brassica rapa (field mustard) is the source of this 6000-nucleotide messenger RNA. RefSeq lists its product as uncharacterized. The record is from RefSeq and is a predicted model, not a curated record. NCBI's taxonomy places the organism in Eukaryota, Viridiplantae, Streptophyta, Magnoliopsida, Brassicales, Brassicaceae.
AAACUAUAAAAAAAAUUAUUUUUUUUUAUUUUUUUAAUUUUAUUUAUUUUUAUUUAUUUUUGUUUGUUUAUUUAAUUUUAAACCAAGGGUAUUAGGGAUAUUUUACACUUUAAUGAAUGUCAUUUUUGUGACUUUCUCCUUCUAGUGCUAUUUUUGAGACAUAAACUUUAAAAUGUGCUAUUAUUGACAAUUGCCCAUAUUUAAAUCGUCUGUGGAUGAAGAAUAUCAAUUACUAAUUCACCAAAAUAUGAAAAUAGUUCAGUAAUUUAAAAUUAAAACAGUUUAACAAAUCUCUCUAUAAAUUAUAUGAACAAAUAGGCAAAGAAAAGUGUGAAUGUUUUUUUUACCAAAAAUGUAAUUUUAAAUAAGAUUUAACAGUUUGGUGGUAAAAAUAAAAUUUAGGAUAAAAAAAUAAUUUCUAAUAAAAAGUUAAUUUAUUACUUUUCAUUAUGGCCGUUUUAGGUUUUAUUUAAAAAAUUCAAUACACCUGGAAAAUCAUCGAAAUUAAAAAAAAAUUAGUUGGAUUUCGAUGUAGAUAUUUUGAUCAAUAAAAAAAUAUAAAUAAACAAAGUAAAUAAAGUUUGAAUAAAUAAAUAAAUUAUUGAAAAGCAGAGGGAAAAACAGGAAAAUGAUAUUUAUAUAUAUAGGCCCAUAUGUUUGGCCCAAGUCUUAACGAACUCAAAUUUAACUCUUAAUUUCAAAAUACAAUCCCUCACCAAAAACUCCUUCGCAGCCCAGCGAUUUUCAAAUCUUCCCUCCGCGUCUGAGCUCCGUCGGCGAUUGUCUCUCCGGUGCCGUUGAACGUUAGCCGUUAGCGCCUACUACAUAAUCAACUAUAGAACGAUCGAAUCGGUAAAAUUUUACUUUCGCUGCUCGUCGUUCGAGUAGAAUCUCACCGUAAUGCGUCCUUCUAACUUCGAAUUGUUAAGGCUCAGCGAUUGCCGAUCGUCGAUCGUUAUCGCUGAACAUGAAUCUGUUGGAGGCAGCGAUUAUGCGUAGAUUGUAGUUAAGAAAGUUCGAUCAGUGUGAAAACUAUGUUCGAUUUCACCUGGAAAUGGCCUUGAUUGGCUUUUCUCCAUGGCUACAAUCUACGAAUCGCCUGAGUUUUGUGCUUGAUUAGUGUUGAAUCUCAUAUUUUAGCUCCUGCUAAAUACUCGCUUCUCUUUGUUUUACUAGCUAAGCUUAUAGGUUAUUAGAAUGUUGCUGGAACUUAUGAUUUGUGGCGUAAGUUGAUUUUGAUUAUUGGCUGCCUUAUGCUGAUCAUAACAUAACGGAUUAGUGUUUUCGUAAGAGAGUGCUAGAAUGAUUAUCAUGGUAGCUUGUUUUCUUUGCAGUAAAUUGUCAAGAGUAGUACUGAGCAGAGUUCGCCAUGUCUACACCUGCUAAAAAAAGCUCUACAGAAGCUAAGGAGAAUGAUCUAAUGUUUGACAAAGACAUGGAAAAGGAUACAUGGGACUUUAAGUCAAUGACAGAUGAUGAUCCAAUGGAUUUUGGAUAUGGUUCACCAGCAAAUAAAGAUAAGAAAAAGAAUGCUUUCAACAUGGAUAUGAGUUUCGACCUGGGUGGAGAUUUCGGAUCAUCAUUCAAAAUGGACAUGCCAGACUUUGAUUUCUCUAGCCCGGCCAAGAAAACCACAAAAACAAAACAAAAGUCUGAUGAUAAUGGAGAUCUAAAACAGAAAAAGAAUCCGUUUCACUUCUCUUGUGAUUUUGACGCGUUAGGUGACUUGGAUCUUGAUUCAAGCUCACUGAAGAAGGGAAACGAGACUACGACCAAGUCCAUGGAUUUCGAAGAAUUUGCUGGUUCAAAAUUUUUUGAUAAGUCUGACUCUUUGGACUUUGGUCCAGACUUACCAACAACUAAACAAUCUGUCUCCCGGGCAAAUACAGAUGUCAAGGCAAAUGCUUCAGCUGAAAAAGAAAACCAAAAUUCUAAGGGUGCAGAUAGUAUGAGCAGCACACACUCGAAGCAAGCUGAUAGUAACAGCAGCACACACUCGAAGCAAGCUACACUAGAGAGCAAGGAAAAUUUUGAGGAGGUGGAUUCACCUCAACGUCUAAGGAUGAUAACCUCUCGAUUUCAUACAGUGCGUGGACGACCUCAGCCUGCCAACAUUUCACCCUUGAGGACAUCAUAUUCAAAGGUUGAAGAAAAUAAUAAACCCUGUCUUUCAAAUGAGAAAGCAGAACCCUCGCCAUUACAUUCUUCUGAGACUGCACAUACUGCAGCAAGCAGAGAAACCAGUCCAGGAAGCCAUGAAAUCUGCAGGUCUGGCACGAAAGAAGAUUCUCCUAGAGAUACAGAAGAGAAUGCCAACAACAAAAUGAUUUCCGCCACAAAAUCAAGUUAUGAGAAGACUGAACCAAACAUCUCAUCUCUUUCAUGUUUGAACAAGAUCAAACAUCAACAAGAAGAGAUGGAUAUAGACACUCAGGCAGAAAUACAAGAUCACACUAGAAGAACAUUAUGUGUUCCAGAUGCCGGUCAUUCUCAAACAACUCUCCCAGGAAAAGUACCAUCAGGUUCUCAACUAGGCCAAACUGCCCAGGUACAAGAUUCGAGUUCAAAGCUGCCACAGGAUCCAUCCGACAGCGUGCCCAGGCUCAGUGAUUUGAAGGCCAUGCAAAACAGUGACUCAGGACAGAUCAGAUCCAUGUUUUUCAAGAAGAUAGAAAAACCACAAUCACAUGUGCUUGAGUCUCCAACUCAAACAGAGAUUCGUCCAGUUACACGUGAAAGGAUUGGGUCGAAUGUGAACCCUACAAUUGAUAAACGACAAGAUACUGAAGAUGCCUUACCUGGAUCCAAAACUAGAACAGCUCCAACAGAGCUUUCCAAAACGGAUUCAGAAACAGCAAAUGUCAAUACUAACAGCAGUUCCCAUGAAAAGAUAAUCCAGAAGGACCACUCGGGUACCAGGACUGUAGAAAAUGUGGCCGGACUGAUGGAUGGCUUACAGCUGCUAGCUAAAAAUACAACCAGAGAGAAGUCUACCAUACAGGGCAAUAUAAGCAGCUCAAACCCCGAUGCUUCUAGCUUGACUGAGAAGCUAAACAAACAUUUGAGUUCUGGAGGCGAAUCUUUGCAGAAGUCCAAAAUGGUAUCGCUUGAAAGGCCUAAACUUGGAAAUAUUAUGUCUGAUAUGCGUGCAGCAACUCAAAGGGCCAUUGGAGUAAACAAAGACCAACCAAAUUCUGCAGUGCAACCACAAGUUAACCCUUCCACAAGGAAUGAGAGAAAUACCGAGGCACCGAUUAGAAAGAGCUCUGAGAUUCAUCGUUUGGCUCCCAGAGACAGAACACAAGCCCUGCAGUAUAGGAACGUUGGAGUAAAGAAAGACCAAACCAGUUCUGCAGUGCAACCAGAAGUUAGCUCUUCCGCAAGGAAUGAGAAAAAUACCGAGGCGCUUGUUAGAAAGAGCUCCGAGAUUCACCACUUGGCGCCCAGAGACAAAACACAAGUCCUGCAGUAUAGGACAAUUGGAGGAAAAAAAGACCAACACAGUUCUGCAUUGCAACCAGAAGCUCGCUCUUCCAUAAGCAAGGAUAGAAAUACCGAAGCGCCAGUUAAAAAGAUCUCUGAGAUUCAUCAUCUGGCUCCCAGAGAGAAAACACAAAUCCUGCACUGCCCACCUUCUUUAAAGCGGAAAGCUCUCGACGAGGAUGCCGAUAGAUCAUUGAUGCCACAACUUAAACGCUUUUCCAUGUCUCCAAGAGAAAACAGGAACGUUAAGGAGCUAACACACACAGUUGGGCAAGUAAAGGUGUCAAGCCAAGCGAGUAGACUAGAUAACAAUACAACCAAGCAGCUUGUCAAGGAAAGCCCCCGGGCUAAAUCUCAGCCCCAGUGCAUGAACAUGGCAAAUCUGGAAAUCCCGAUCACGGAGUAUGAUGAGAACAUUGAGAAGGCUGAAUCAUAUACAAAAGAACUCGACAACAUCUGCAACAUUCUGAAGAAGAAACAUGAGGAGGCCAAAGAGUUGCUUGUCCGUGCUGUCGUAAACAACAAUAAGCUACUGAUGCUCAACCAUCCUUUACAUGAAGACAAAAUUCGUAUGGUCCAGAAUUUCGCAGCUAAGUUGAGUUUAGGGGAGACAUGAUGAAACACUCAAACAACUGUUGCUUUACGAGGUUCAACACCUUAUGGUCAAAAGUCCAGAAACGUGGACGUCACACUAGUCCAAGGUAUUUGAUCAUCUUUCUCAUUUUGCUGGUUAAAUAAAGGUGAACAAAACGUGAAUGUUGGAACUUAAUAUAUAAACACAAUAAACAAUCACCACUAUAGCUUAAGAAAAAUUGAUCCAGAUGAACUUAGAAACUGGUAAUAUGUGUUUUGUUAUUUGACUUCUUUCAAAAUACGUGAAAGGUAACAUCACCAAUCAUCACAUCCACACACCGAGUUAGAUGAUUGAUAAAGUUGAAUAUUUGGUUAGUGUCAUUUCAAAAUGAAAUGGGUUUGAAUAUUUACACAUAAAUAACAUACAUAUUCAACAGUCUAAAGAUAUGAUAUAUGGGCACGAAUAUACCCAAUAACAAUUAAUCUACUGGGCCCAAAUUAAGAAUUGAUUUUCUAUUGCAAACAAAUACCUGUUUCUUCCCCUCAUUCUUCUUGGCGCACAUUCUAAACCAAAUAGGCGCUAAAAAUACUGAAAUGAUUUUGAGAUCAAAACUUCUCUAAGUAAAAUAUAAAAGUAAAAAGUUCGACCCGAAUAGAAAUAGAGAAUCUUCUUAUUUCUUUUUCACCACGAUCCCUCCAUUACAAUUUACACAUAGCGUCAGAAGUUUUAUAACCAUUCUCAAAACAAAAAUAAUCCCUCCACAAAAUUCGAAAACAAAUCUGAGAUCCAUCAUUUUCACUCCUAUUUACACUGUAGUUUACACACUUCACUCCAUCAGUUCCUUCCUCAUAUACUCAACUCCAUCUCCUGACUCCCUCUCUCUUCUCUUUUUUCUUUCUUUCUCCGUCGAGUUUUACAUCAAUGACAGCUCUGAAUUUAAUACCUGGAAACGACAACGAAGAAAACAUCUCCCCUUCAGAGAUGGCCACCGUUUCUGUCAAGCGGCCUCAAGAUAAAGACAAAACCAAAAUCAGAUUAAGAAGAAAAAGGUAUACAAGACAGCCUCUUCAAGACAUCACUAAUCUCUUUGUCUCAUCAUCACCAUUGCCCUCUUCGUUUCUGAAUCUUCAUAUGCCCUCUUCGCCAUCUCUGUCAGUUGUUCCCAAAUGCAUGAAGAGAAAAGCUGACGUUGCUCUCAAGGCUGCCACUUCUUCUACCUACUCUUGUAGAAAUUUCAGAUGAUUUUCUUCUUCUUUUUUCUUUUAUUGAAUUGGUUUUUAGUCCUCUAGAGAAGGUUCACUUAAGAAAAAUACAAGUAUUUAACCAAGCGCUCGUAGCUUGGUGGUAAAGGAGGUACAAUUGUACUGUCCGUCACCCAGGUUCGAGUCUUGGUCACAACGGAUUUAACAUCCCUUCCGUUGGGGCGCUGGACCCUUUUCGGGGGAUAGUUGGGAUUGUGACUGCCCAGAUACUAGAGUUAUCAAAAAAAAAAAAAAUACAAGUAUUUAUCAAUACCCUGUCUUUAACAUUCAUGCACUCAAGUACUAAUAGGUUCAGAGAGGCUACGAAUGAUAUAUUAGGCCGGCAUAAACUCCUAGUUCAAAAAUGACAAAGAGGAGCGAGCGGCAAACAGACCAAAUCAAAUUCGACUGAGACUAUGACUAUGACCAAUCCAAUAAAGAUGAGUUGAUAUAAACCUAUAAAUAAAUAAGUCUUGGAACAAGGACAUAUACAAAGAAGCACAAUACCUUGGAUAUAUCGGUGAACUAGAAGAUAUCUAAUAAAAAAAAUCCCUAAAAAUUAUAGUCUCGUUGUUGGUUUAUAAGAGCAUGGACGAUAUGCCUAAAAACAUCAGUGGUAUAUUGGUAUCGAUGCCCUCACCUAUAUAUAAAGCAUUGAUGAUGUUAUCACCACAUUACAAAGCACAAAGUAGAUCGUUGUUC